Molecule: messenger RNA, 1072 nt
Organism: Aricia agestis (brown argus)
Lineage: Eukaryota; Metazoa; Arthropoda; Insecta; Lepidoptera; Lycaenidae
Product: 3-oxoacyl-[acyl-carrier-protein] reductase FabG-like
Exons: 1
Coding region: 181-942 (253 amino acids)
Molecular function (GO): oxidoreductase activity
Source: RefSeq, a predicted model, not a curated record
AACGUAAACCAUACGUAAACGUAGUAAAUUCUCCAAUCUCCGGUAGGAGUAUUUAUGGAGUAUUUGUGUUUAGUGAUUACUGCGUUAUGCGGAGUAUAUAGUUUAUGAAAUUCUGAUAAAUAUCCAGUAACAUUACGAAUCACAAUAAAAACAUAUGGACACUAACUACAGUAAGUCAAGAUGGAUUUUUCCGAAAAGGUGGUGUUAAUAACUGGUGCCGGCUCUGGCAUCGGAGCCGCCACAGCUAUACACUUCUCAAAACUAUCAGCCAAACUUGUCCUAGUCGAUAAAAAAGGCGACAACUUGAAAAGAAUCGCCUUAUAUUGCGAGAGAGCAAAAUCAAUAAAACCAUUGACGAUAGUCGCAGAUUUAACCGAAGAUUUAGACGUGGAGAGAAUCGUAAAGGAAACCAUUGAGCAGACCGACAAACUAGAUGUUUUGGUAAACAAUGCUGGCAUAAUAGCAAUGGGAGGAAUCAAGAAAACUGAUAUGGAGUCUUUUGAUAAAGUUAUCUCUACAAACGUAAGAUCUGUGUAUCAUCUCACUAUGUUGUGCGUUCCUCAUCUAGUCAACAGCAAAGGCUGUGUUAUAAAUGUCUCCAGCAUAUCCAGUAGCAAACCCAACACCAUGUCCUUAGCAUACAAUAUGUCUAAAGCUGCCUUGGACCAGUUCACCAAAUGCACGGCUCUGGAACUGGCAGCAGACGGUGUUAGAGUCAAUUCUGUAAAUGUUGGUUUUGUUAAAACCAAUCUGUUCAAGGAUACAGGCCUCACAGAAGAUCAGCUUGAUAUGUUCUGCAAGAAUAACGCUUGCGGAACACCUCUGAAGAGAAUUGUUGAAGGGGAAGAAGUUGCUAACUUGAUCUCCUUCCUAGCGAGUGACAUAGCUAAAAGCAUUACGGGAUCUUGCUAUGUCAUAGACGGAGGAAAGUCUUUGGCCUAGUUUGCAUUUAUAUCAAUAUGGAUCUUAGAUCUUGAUUAUUUUUAUUAAAAUGUGUUUUGUCUAGGCUUCGAUGUAUAGCUAUAUUUUGAUAGGAAAUUUUUAGAACCAUAGGUAUUAUUGUGAAAGUAUU